AUGACGGAGACUGCAGCCUUAUCAAAACAUCAACCCCGCAAACCACGUCCAGAAAAGCGGCAAAAGCGGCCGCAAUUGACACAUUUCCUCUGUCUCCCUCUGGUGAACACAAAAUCGCUGCCACAGCUGGAAUCAUCGCUAGCCGCCUUUAAAACUGCUCAUCUCGCUGAACCUGGGCCAGCUUCUCAGUCAUCAUCCAAGGGCCAAGGGGACACCUCCCGCCUGGGUCUUCCCAGCACAGCCUUUCGUCCUCUGGGCACGCUGCACCUUACUCUUGGAGUGAUGAGUCUCACUAAUAAAGAGCGUCUCGAUCAAGCUCUUGCUUUUUUCCAAUCCCUCGACCUAGCAGACUUAAUGAACGAGACGGAGCGAGUCACUACAAAACAGAAAAACGCCCUUCCCCAAUCGUUGCCUUUGACUGUUUCUCUCGAGUCAUUACAUGCUUUACCGGAAGGCAAAUUAUCAACCAUACUACAUGCUUCCCCGGUCGAUCCUACAGGCCGUUUACUUCCAUUUUGCGUAAAGCUACGUGACAAAUUCAUCGAGGCUGGCUUCAUCCAAAGUGAGCCCGACAGAAGACCAGCAAGAAGACAAAAGCCCACCACUCGCUUUGUCCAAGACAGUCCUCAAGCCUCCGAGCCCACUAUCAUUCCUCAUGAUGUGUCUUUACACCAACAAGAAAGCCAAAUUUUCUCCGAGCCCCUAGACAUGUCGAGCAACCAGGACCCAUCCAUAACUAUAAUAACCCGAGAACCAAAACAACGACCGCUCCUCCUGCACGCGACUCUUGUCAACACCAUUUACGUCCGCGGUCGACAGGGUCAGAACAAAGAUUCCAAGGGCAACAGUCCACCCAAACGCCUUACAUUUGAUGCUCGCAACCUGAUCUCACAAUAUCGUAAUUACUACUCUGAUGACAAUCGAACUAUCCCGCACCCAGCACCUACUAGAUUUUCUGCAGACACCGAAAGUGACCACCGCCGUGCGAAAUCUUCACCAAUCCCCGACAAAACCAGUAUUUCCUCCGAGCAUAGAAGCCAUUCGGUCGCUGCUCUCCCGCCGUCGCGAGGGUAUCCUUUCAUUUGGGCAAAGGAAAUUCCUCUGGAUACUAUCUGCAUCUGCGAAAUGGGCGCUAGGAAAUUGUAUCCUGGUGCCAACGACGGCCAUGGCCCGAAUGAACGCCUAGGCGAGAAAUAUACAGUCGUUGCAGAACGGAGCUUGAAUCCAUGA
Molecule: messenger RNA, 1230 nt
Organism: Penicillium samsonianum
Lineage: Eukaryota; Fungi; Ascomycota; Eurotiomycetes; Eurotiales; Aspergillaceae
Exons: 1
Coding region: 1-1230 (409 amino acids)
Biological process (GO): regulation of DNA-templated transcription; DNA alkylation repair
Cellular component (GO): nucleus
Source: RefSeq, a predicted model, not a curated record